Molecule: messenger RNA, 889 nt
Organism: Xenia sp. Carnegie-2017
Lineage: Eukaryota; Metazoa; Cnidaria; Anthozoa; Malacalcyonacea; Xeniidae
Exons: 10
Coding region: 143-802 (219 amino acids)
Source: RefSeq, a predicted model, not a curated record
CUGGAAUCAAUUGAAACCGUUGUGUUGGUCAUAUCUUUCAAGAAGUUCAACUCUUCUACAGUUCAGUCGAUGUCAAGAUUUUUUGAGUACCGUCGACAACGCAACAUCGUGGAAGAAUAUAUUCAACGAAAGUUGCGACGAAAUGGGACUAGCUUAUGCCAUCCUUCUGUUCCUUACAAAAAAACUGAAGAGUCAUUCUUUUGAUGUAGAUGUUUUUACAAAGAGCUUUAAUUCAAUAUUAGAGAGUUUGUUGGCACAUAAGUCUGGGAAGAAAGUAAUCGUCUAUCUGUUUGAUAUGAUGCUGGAGUAUUUAUCCAAGGAAUUCCUCCACUUCACAAAAAAGCCGCAACAGAACAUGGUUGAAGAAUUUUUUUACAAAUUGACUUCUGUGAUUCUCGUACGCUCCCCCGGUGUUUUGUGUAUCUUUAACGAGGAGCUUGACCCAAGCGCGGAGGUGCUUCGUCUGAGGACGUCGUUCUUUGGAAAAACCAUAAAAUGGUUGAUGCCAGUUGUUUUCUUCAAGAUCGUUACAAAGUUGGACAGCUGUAGUCUAUAUAAAGAAUCGGCAACCAAUGAAUUUACACAUACGAUUUUACUGAUGUACUUAUCUUGCGUGGAUCUCUACAAGAAUUGGUCAGAACCGGAAACGGAGGCACCUUUGACGUUGGAGACAUUUAUGACUUUCUCACGGUAUACGAAAGAUUUCCUUCUGUUCUCGGAAUCAACUGUACUGCAGAAAGUUGACAAAGGCAUCUUGAUGCGAUUACCAAAUGAUAUCAAACGAUAUUUUCCAGAGUUAUAAACAAAGAGUUCUUAUGUCAAAUAAGGUUUCUGAAAAGAGAAAAUGAAUCCUUUCAAGACUCAAAAUAGAAAAAACUUUAUUUCCUUA